Messenger RNA from Amoebophrya sp. A25, 12000 nucleotides. Lineage: Eukaryota; Dinophyceae; Syndiniales; Amoebophryaceae. The record is from the annotation of a GenBank genome assembly.
AGUUAGCUUGGCUCUACCCGUACUAUAGAACAUUCUGACUGUCUUUCAGUGAUGUGGUAGGCUGUGCCCUUCUUGUGAGUGAGAACUCGGAUCAUAGACACAGUGGCUACCUCUCUGACUGCUAGUACUAGGUGGUGGCAGUCCCGGAACGAAGUAGUGCGGCUCAUGAAAAUCAGCACGCUCAAGUUGGAAAUAGUGUCACGCUAGGCCAGGCGCCUUACCUACGCAGUGCGUGUUCGACUUUGGUGACAAGUAACUGCUGGUAAAGUACGCAGCAGAUCCUGAGAAAGGAUGGGCGUGCUUCUGAAGCUUCUGCCAGAUGCCGAGGAAAUUCUGCAGGACGCCAUGUCAACCACCGCGCCAGCGCUUCCGGGUGCGCAAGCGACGGUCCAAGGAGGUGAUACAUGUUCACCUAGUUUCUCUCGCGUUGGACUUCGUCGACCUUCUGUGGUGCAGAUGAGCAGCGUCAAUCCGUACGCAGCUGCACGCACAAGAAGAGUGUCCUUCCUCCGCCUAGGCAAUGAAUCCGCUAACUCUCCAGGGACUCGCUUUUUUUCUGAAGCAUUAGCACCCGGCCGCAGCGCAGCAGCCGCAAGCGGCAAUCGACAGAACGUAAUAGCCGAUCGCGUGUGCCUCGCUAGUCGUUUGCGCGGGACUGCUUUUGGAGCACGAGCACCACAAGUUGGUGUAGCACAAACCCCUAGAGCUUCUUCACGUCGCUUACCAUCUGACUACUUUUCGACAAAGUCGCCUCCGGCGGUACCUAUUAGUUUUUUGUUUUAUCAGAAUGAAUUUGCAUGCAUAUGCUGGUCUCCUUGUUGUUAUUCACUCUUUUCUUCAUAUUCAUUCUUGCAGACAGUGCUGUGAAUAUGAUGCACUUCAUCGCUGUGGAAGGAAAAUGAACUUUACUCAUCCUCAAAAAACGACGUACUUCAAAAACCGAGUUUAAUUUUACCGCUUGGCCAUCCUCUAUCCCUAUUCAAACUAGGCAAGCAGUAGCAGACCACCGCAACAUCCAAGUGCAAAGGGUGUGAGUAGUGACCACAAGGUGACCAAUAAGGUCUCACUUAGUGACUCUGAGCGUGCCGAAGAUAAAUGCAUCGCCGCUCUCGAGAGAGCCGGGAAGCUGCUGAAGGCGCCGACGAAGCUGACACAAAAUGCCCUAGGUAGCUUAGGCAUCGACGGCUGCGAAUUCCCAGUGCCACUCUUUAAAGUCGCAGCUUCACUGCGAGCAAAUCCAAAGCAGGUGACACGAGCAGAAAGCAAGGUGCAGCUGCUCCGAUUUGGAGCCGCGAACCUCUUCGCGCAGAUCGACGACAAGGGCCAGAUGGGGAGUGAGGACGACAUGGUACAGAGAACCACAUAGUAGCCGCACCUUUUUACAAGCAGCCGAUCGAUGACGUUGAGGGAGUAUAUAUAUGCACUGGAGGAGCUUGCGGGGGAAGUGAUUAUACUAACUGGCGAGUUAACUUAGGCGAGAGAAAAGACACGCUCUCUGGAAAGUUCUUGGACGACAGUCGAGAAAAAAUGUCGGCUGAGGGACCCACCAGGGAGAGGGUUGUAGGGCAACGGGCCCCGAGAGCCCCGUCGUGUGCGGAGCGAAAAUGCACUCACGCGCGACGCCGCUGGUCGAUGCACUGGCGCAUCCCAGCGAGGGCGAACUUCGGUUCGCGCCUCCGCGGGAGGCUCGGGCGCGGUCGGGUGAGAGCGUUAAUGCUACACCCACGGGGCGGAGUUCACAUGCAGAGCGGAGCGGAGCGGUGCGGGCUGCCGGCGCACGGGCCAAAGCGCUCGCGCGUAGGCCGCGGGAGGGCCAACGCGCCCUCCGGCGGUGCGGUGGGCAGGCGCGUGGCGCCCAGUGGGGGGCGCUGGGGAGCCCGUAAAAAUCGGGCUCCGCCGCGCGCGCGGCGCGCCAUCCCCGCGCGGGGCAAAAGUCGCCGCGUGGGGUUGGCGCUUGUGGCAGCACACUUUCGCAACGUCGAGCUGAGACCUAGCUUGGGCAGGAUUAAAAAUUUUCUUUUUCCCAAAAAUCCAGGGACUUUCUGCGCGCGUAUAGUCGCAAUCUAGAAGCUAGUAACUAGCAGCGCCCCCGCGCUCUGGUUUUUGCAAAAACAAAAAACAAAACGACCCCCCCGAGGCCAUGGAGGCGCUGCGCAAGCAGCUCGAGGAGAAGACGCAGCAUGGGGAUAGACUCUAACUCAUAUUCUGCGCAAACAUCCAGGACCGGACUGCGGCACUCCGACAGAUGGUCGGCGAACUUCCGGAAACGGAAUCCAUCGACACGGUCAAAAAAGACCUGGAGGACCCGCGCUUCGUGGGGGAGGGCGGAACCCUAACCGAAGCGGGCACCACCUUGAUGCGGUUCCACUUGUGGCUGGGCGCGUACCGCGGGGGACUGGUGGUAGAACCCUGGGCCUCGAAGUCUCUGACUAAAAGAGAGACUUUUGAAGCCGGCGCGAAGCUCGCCGAAAAACGAAAGCUCCGGGAGGAGAGUCCGCAGCUGAACUUGGCGGAAGUACCGGCGCAGACCGCCAAAAAGGAGGCGGCCGCCCGCUACCUGAUCGAGCGCACCAACAAAGAGGUGCCUGGCGAUUGGGACGCGAAACCGGCCAAACACCGCGGGCGUCGGUCCGCAAGGCGCACGAGGAGGAGGGCCGAAAGCUCCUCGAAGAAGAGGAGAAGCAGCGCAAGGCAGACCUCGACGCCAGAAAAAAGAGAGACGAGGAGGACUCCGCAGACUUCGCCGACAAUGGCGGAGGAUCCUCGGAGGAGCCGCCGGAGACGGCGGCUCUCGCCUCUGUUCAAGACGUUCGCAAAGAAGACCGCGAAAGCCAUUGCAACGGCUUUGAACAGCAGCGGGGAAGACAAGUCCUCUCCUAUGACGACACGCGCCGGGCUAGCGAAGGGGAAAAAUCCCACGUCUACCGACACGUAAACGGCGUCGAGAAGAAGACGGGAUCGAAAGUCGCCUGGCCAGGCCUUCCGUCUUAACACCCGGCGCGGAAGUUGCGGACGCGCAGGAGCAAUAUAAAAGCUGCUUCUUCACGAACGGAGAAAAAGCCUCGAAGCAGGCAAGCCACGCGCUCACCGCGUUGCUAAAACAUGCGGAAAAGCACGGCCUCCGCCCCGUUUUCGACGUGGACGAGAGCAGCGUCUUAAACACAACGGCAGGCCAACGCCUCAACCAAAAGGCGCUGGCGCUGCUCUUCGGAGCGUACGCGGCCGCAGGCAUCUGGGGCGAAGCCCAGGUGGGAAAAAACCAACCCAAGGCUUCAAGUUGCGCCAUCGUUCGCAGGUUUUAACGGAGACAACCUGCAGCGCACAAGCAGCGCGCUCCAGAACCUGGCCCGGAAACAGGUCGUCGCCAGCGUCCCGGCUGACUACUGGGACAGAUGCAACCUGGGCCAGUGCUUGGAGACGCUGCGUCGCGUGGAGAGCGCCACCAACGGCGCCACCGUCCGACCUGCAGCCUUUCGAUUUCAUGACGGAGCUCAGCGAGAACGUCCCAGAGAUCGCCUCGACGCGCUCCAACAGAAGGCGAAGCGCUGGGAAACCGGGCUGGUGAGCAGGUACAUGCUCAACCUGCUGGCCUGGUGCAGCCGCUUCGGUCUCCACCUCAUUGACGAGGUGCGCUACACCGACGAGGAAGACGGGGGAAAAAUCAAACCGCCCGUCCAAAAAGCGUUCUUCAAGGAAAACAGGGCGGAGGUCAAAAGUGAAACGCUCUCCAUGCGAGAGGCGGGGGCGAGCUUAGGCAAACCGAAAAGCGAACGCGUGGCGGUCACACUGCGCUCCCGUAGCCACAGCCGCCGCCGAAGCGAAUCGCGAGAGCGAUCGGCAAGCGAAGCAAGGCCCGCAAAACCCGUCUGGCAGUGACGCCGACAGCGGCGGAGACGACGACAUGGGAACAACCAUGCCGAGCGACACUUGGUUGGAGGGGUUGGAUCUGGAAAAAAUAGACUCCAGCCCGGCCAUGGGCCCAGUCUACAGCCGCCGCCUCGAUAAGCGUGUCGAUGUGGGACUCGCCGAGCGCCGGAACGCGAAGGGAGGCGCCCUGAGUAAGAAGCAAAGCCUUGCGUCGGGGCCGUUGGCCGUUGCGGGAGGCUUCUGCCUCUCUCUCUCUCCUCGCUUGUUCUUUUCUAGGAGCUCUGCGGCGGUCCUUUGAAGGCCAUCGAGAGUGGGCUCUGGCUCCCCUCGGUCUCACUUAAGUCGGUGGCCUCUCUUCCAGUUCGUCUAGAUAGGUUGGCACAGGUUGAAGAAGUAAAGAAAAAGUAGAGUAAGGAGGGCCGUUUGCAGGGACAACCUUGAACAGAAGGCGCGUGGAGUGGGUCUGUGUCACUCGCAGCUCGUCUGCUAGUCUGUAACUGGUUCGGGGAGUAGUGGGGCAAGGGGAUAGAACAAGUUCGGUCUCUUCUCUUUUGUGUAGUGAGGCUUGUCCUCUGUCUUCUCUCGGUAGCAGUUGUCCCUUUUCAAGCUUUCCCCGGUGGUGGCUGUCUUUCCCCCCCUCUUGCCCUUGUUUCCCUUUUAAGCCUCUUUGGCUGUUCUUUUCAACGUCUCUAGGUACGUAGCCUCUCUAGAGCCCUUCGCCCGUUGGUUCUUCUUCGCGGAGUGUCUUGCACUCUCCCUCCUCCUCAGCUCCUUGCGGAUUUGGUGUGCUGAGUCCUUCCCGCCGGUCUCCGUGUGUGGGAUAUCUUGUCCCUCGGAGUGUUGGUCUGCCGUGGUAGUGUCCGUGAAGUGGGCCUCCCUUCGUCUUCUCGCGUGAUUUCUACUGCUCGAGGCAGUGCCGUCUUCCUUUCAGGAUGGUUGACUGGCUUCCCUUCCCCCUUUCACUCCUCUUCUUGUUGGCGAAAGGGUAAGGAAAUACUAGGAGAGUAAACCCCGGGACCCUUUUGAGGUCGAGUUAGAAGCAUUUUUCUCCAAAUUUUGACAAAUUUUGGCAAAUUUUGACAAAGCGCAAAAAAGUUUUUGGCGAGGGUUGUCAUAAUUUUGACAAAUUUUGGCAAAUUUUGACAAAGCGCAAAAAAUUCCUUGGCAAGGGCUGCUACCCAUAAUUUUGGCAAAUUUUGCGAAAGCGCAAAAAAACUCUUCGGCAACUUUUGGCAUAAUUAUGACACAUUUUGACACAAUUUCGAAAAAUUUUGAGAAAACUCAGAGGAUGCCCUGGCAUCAUUUUGCCAAACUUUGACACAAAUUGGCCACAAUUUAGCAAAAUUAGAGGAGCUUGAAAACCCGACCAAGGAACUUGGAAGCCCAAAAAACCCGGAACCCUUGGCCAAGGGACGACCCCCGGGCGGUUGUACCUAUUUGGGGCGCUUGGCUGCGGGGUCUGUCCAACUGAUCAGACCACUCGUCGGACCGCGUCGACAAACUUGGAGCGCUUGCAUGCCUGUGGGAUCUGCUUGGCCAGAGUUGUCAGAUCGGUCGCGUCGCCUCUUUUGGAUUCCAAAGCCCAGCAAACUCGGGGCGGGUGCCUGGCUGACGGGUCUGGUUUGAUAAAGGAGGCGGCUGGGGUUUGGGAGAUGCAGCGCUUGAUGAACACGUCCGGGCACCCCAGCGGUGGAGCCAGGGCUGGCACUGGUGUCCACCGCUGGGCAUCGCUUUGAAAGUAUGGCAUCCACGUGCGCUGCGGGUCGUGCCAAGAUUCAUCAUGGGGCAGACAUUUCGGGGCUUUGGCGUGCGGCGCUUGAUAAACACGCCCGGGCGCCCCGGCGGGGUCGGGGUUGACACUGGUGGCGGUGUCUCCGUCAAGCGCGGGGCAUCGCUUUGCGUGUGUCUUUCCCCGCCUGUGUGUUGCGGUUCUUGCGCCCAGAAGGUGGCCCACCGGCUUGGUAUGGGGCCGCACGUUCUUCAUUUGCGUGCGGGCUGUUUGCUUAUCUUCAUACCAUGGGAAUAGAAACCGCCGGACCAUAUUCGUGCGAAUGUAAGCCCCCACGUGCAUAAAAAUGAAUCCCAAUGCACGGGCGUGCUCGGUCUGAGAUUAUGCCUAUCCCUUUUCGGUCGUGUCGGUCAAAGUCUGUCAGCUUUCAGCCGCUGCCUGUGUUUGUGAAGUGUUGCAAGCCUUGGAAGUAUGAAGCGUCUGGGCCUUGUGCUAAGUUCUGGCGGUGUGGUGCUGAUAGAUGGCGCCCAAUGUUCAAAGGUGACGGGAAAGAAAUCCGGCGUGAGAAUGGAAGCCCGUCGGUGCUGGGCUGGUGAAGUAGUUUCAGCGUGAGAGUGGAAGUCUGUCAGUUCUGGAAUGGUAAAGAAAUUCAGUGUGAGAAUGGAAGUCCGUCAGUGCUGGAGUGGGAUCAUGUCAGUGCGAUCCGCAAACCCGUAAAAGUUUCUAUGUGCGACCCGUAAAAGUUUCAGCGUGAUAAUGUCUGCUCUUGCUGGAAUAGGAUGGAGGCUCGGGCCGUAUCCCUUUGCGCUAGGUCAGUGUUGGAAUGGGAUGCGUGUGCGAUCCGUAAAAAGUUUCAGCGUGAUAAUGUCCGUUCUUGCUGGAAUAGGAUGGAAGCGCGAGCCGUAAAAAGUUCCAAUGUGAUCGCGUCAAUGUUGCGGGAAUAGGAUGGGCGUGUGAUCCCUUUGCGCUAGGUAGAUGCUCACAGUGCCACCAAGUGGAUGUGGUCAUGUGUUUGCUUUUUCUUUGUCUGUGGAUGGAGGAAGGUGGGCGAUAUAUUGACUCGUAACCAAUGUUGUCGCUAGUAUUUUCUUACAACUGGCGGAGAAUAUUCAUGGCUGGUGGUGGGUAUUUAAGACUUGCCGGAUUGGGUGUCUUGUGUUUAGAUGUACUACAGCAGUCGCCUGAAGAGUAUCGCCAUCACCUUAGCACGGGAGUGCGGUCACGCUUUGCAUGUGCUACAGCUACACGCCACUAGCUUGGCGCAUCUUGGUGCUUAUCUAGAGCUUGUUGGCCUCAUUUGGUUGGCCUUGUGUUUGUGUUUAGAUGCAGUGGGCAGGCCCUUUGCAUGUACUCGGCUACACCUUAACACAGACGAGAGAGAGAGAAGGCGCAAGCUUGUCCCACUGGUCUCACUGUGAUGGCCAAAAGCAAGAAGCGCGGCCCAGGAAGUCCAGAAAUGCACCAACAUCACGAAGGAGGGCCGACCAGCCGGCUCCACUUAGUUUCUCACAUCGUCUGGCGCCUCUUAUCGUUCUACUUUUUGGCGACGUGCAGUCAGUCUGACGCCUCUCGUUUUUCCGUUGUCGCAUGUGCUUGGUGUCCAGUCGCAUGCACAGGCCUCAUGCUUCUGGCAAAGUCUCAGAGGCAGCGUGGCGAAUGGCGCCACUCUCAUCCCUGUGGGCUGACCUGUCCCACCCCUCACACAGAGAAUGGGCGCGGGCUAUUAUUCAAAAUUAGCGAUCCCUGUGCUACUGCUACGGCGGUCCUUGUGCUUUACAGCCACGGCCGCGGUGGCUGGGUCUUUGGCUUCCUUUAGUCGACGGCUCCGGCGCGGGCGGCGUCGUGGGCUGAGUCCCUCGGCGUGAGGCCUUCGCGUGCGGAUCCUCGUGGGCCCCUCUCGUCGUCAUGUCUGCGCCGCGUUCUCAAGUAUUCUGGCUGGCCUCAGUCUGACUCGUCACCCUUCGCCGCUUUUUUGCUCUUCUUUCGUUUAUCUUGGCCUGUCAUAGUUUGCCACUUUUUGACCUAGUUUGUCAAAGUUUGUCACUUUUUGACAUAAUUUGUCAAAAUUUGCCAAAGUUUGUCACUUUUUGACAUAAUUCGCCAAAAGGUGACAAAUUAUGUCAAAAAGUGGCAAAUUUUGACAAAUUAUGGCAAAAAGUGACAAAUUUUGACAAAUUAUGCCAAAAAGUGGCAAACUCUGUCAAAUUGUGCCAAACUGUGACAGGGCUGACAGCCGCAAAAGUUAUGGGCCUUUUGCUACAAACCCGGCAAAGCAAGGGGAGGGCGGUGCGCCAGGCGGCGCGGCUCUUCCCAAGCGUAGCCGCCGGCCGGCCGCCCCGGCGCUUCUCGCGCUCGGCCUCCUACCUAAGCCAUGUCUGCCGCCUCCCACCCGUUGGACGUAGUCGGGGCGCAGCCGCUCAGGCUUGGGCAAUCUUGUCGGCCCGGUCGUGACCAUGCAGCGCGCCGGCCUCGGUUUCGGCGGUUCUUGCUCUCGUCGAAAAUUUCGACGAGAUGGCCCGCCAGGCUUCCGCUUCUGGCCCUCUUUCUGAUGUCUUUGCUGUUGUGUGUUCUUUCUCCCUCUUGGCUUUUUGCUUCUCUCAGUUUGUUGCCGAUCUUUUCCCGUCUAUCGCUCUAGUGCGCUCGGCCUGCUCUCUGCGGUUCUUGCUCUUGUCGGAAAUUUGGACAAGAUGGCGCCCAAGGCCUCGCCUUUUGGGGCUGCCUGCGUCGGCGCUUCCACUUCUUUGGCGUUUAAGACCUUGGGCGCGCUCCUUCGGGUGACUGGGCUCGCCUGUGGCCUCCUCGUGAUCAGUCUGGCGCAGUCUGUUCUGGUCGGGCGGGCUCGCUCUGGUCGGGUGAGCUUUGGCCCGUGUCAACAGUAGCAGGCGUGUGCGUUUUCGGCAGCUCUUGCUCCUGUCGAAAAUUUCGACGACUUUGCAGGCCUCUGCGGUUGGCUCUCUUUCUGCCUCUUGCUCGAGGGGCCAGCCUUGGGCCUUCUCAUGCGCAGCAAAGAAACUGGCCCGCCCCAGUCCUGGCUGCUCUCACCGUUGUCGGAAUUUCUUGACUUUUAGAACCGCGAACACCCCCCGAGCCGGUUCGCCGUCUUGUCCGCUGCGGUUGCUUGGUUCUCAGUCUCGCGCAAUCAUUUCGCACGUGUGGGAGGGGCUGGGACUCGCGGGCGCUGAGACCCCGCAAACUUUUGAGGUAGACUACCAGGAUUCUGGACUCUUUAAAACGACUGAAACCUUAGAACGAACUUGAAAGGAGGGACACACUACACACGCGCGCCACGCUCCUCGGCGCGUCACCCCGUCACGCAGGUACACGCUCACACGUCGUCUGAAAAUGAAUGCUCCAGCGUGCGUCACGCUCUUGGCCUCAGGUGGGUGCGUAUGGCUGUCAAAGGGUUCUUUUACACGCGGGGGGCGAGGAUCCCCGGAGGGACCCUUUUUGGAGGUGUCUGCCGGGGGUGGUGCACUUCUAAAGGAGUCCAUGGGGGCUUCCUCCGCUUCCUUCCAGCUGCCUGCGUGUACCCUAAAGGCCUCCUAUCUGCUGGCCCCUCGCCGGGGCAGCGGCGUGCCUGUUUUGGAAGGCCUCUGAAGGCGGCAAAAGGCGCAAGGCUGGACCCCCGGGGCCGUGCGGCUUGUGCCUUGUCGGCCGUUGGUCAUGGGUUUGCUGGCUCUUGCCACGCAUUUGAUGAGGGCCGGCAACCCAGGAAAAGGAGCCAGGCUUUGGGACUGUGGCUGCCCUCGGCGGCUUUCUACCCCGGAGGCCUCCGUCUUGCGGGGUGCGUCAAAACUUGGCGCGCCGGGCGUCCCCUUGCGCCUCUCUGCAUGUUCCCAGCCUCCUGGCAGGCCUUUGCUGACCCUCGCGGGCUUGGCCUGGGGGCCGGUGUCUGGGGUAGAAGGCCGCCGAAGGCGGCCGCGGUCUCUUGCGGCAGGCUGAUGACCAAGGGCCCGGAGGGUACAGGCCACACAGCUAAGGGGGUCUGUCCUUGCGUCUUUUGCCGCCUUCCUUCGGGGGCCUUCGCUCCACUCCUGGCGCAGUGCUGCGGCGGUGAAGCACGUCGGCAGCCUGUAGGGCACACGCAGGCAGCCGGACGAAGGCAGCGGAUGAGGCCCCCUGGACCCCUUUCGGAGUGGGACACCUUUGGAAGCCUGCCACCCCCAGCAGACGCCUUCCAAAGGGGUCUCUCUGGGGGUCUACGCCCUCCCUUACGCUAGGGGGGGCGCUACCCUGCACCUUGGAACAUUUACAGUUGUUGUAAGUAUUCUUGUUGGGCGUAUUCUUUUAGGAGCAGAUAUUACUAUUGCUGUAUGAACCAAAAACAUUGGUAACUAACUAACACACCUGCAGCUAUCUUUAGCUGAGAUCUCUUUCUUCGUCACUAAUUAAUAUCCAGGUCAGCGCAGAGGAGAAGCACGAGCGGCACGGCUGCCAGAAAGUGUUCUUCUCAGAGGGCUUCAACAAUAAAAGGCAAAAACAAAUAGCAGCAGCCUUGCUUAAGCAAGUAGAAUUAUGGCCAGAUACAGACUUUAUUCUCUUUAUCUCCGAGUUCGAGUACUAGAGCAUCUCAGGACACACCGUGUCCAGUAGACAGUAACACAGUGAAGGUCUGCAUCGAUCCAGGAUAGUGAACCACCACGGCGGAAAUCAAUGAAAAUCUUCUAAAACAAAUUAGAGGGGGUUGCGAGGUCAGCCCAGCGGUGGAACAUUGUGCAGGCGGAGGGGAUUGCAAAGAGCGGAUCACGUUCAUCAACGCGCCCGAUGCCGUCCAGGCAGCAACCGCUGCGUUUCAACGCUCAACGUGGCCGAGUUUUCGGGUUCUCCACAGCAUAGGCAGGAGUGACCAGGUGGGAGAAUUCGCUGAGUGGGGCAUGGGAGAUCUGACGACAAACAUCCAAAAAUACGAUAAGGACAAAUCCGGCAGUAUAUGUCCUGACGAGGCCGGCGAUGCGGUGUUGGAGGGCGGCUUGAGUGCGGCUGUAGGUAGCUUGAGCGAAGUGUUCGGCAGCGCUUCCGGCGGAAUGACGAAAAAAAUGGUGCGAAUGUUCAGCGAGGUUCUGUCUAAAUGGAAGGCUGAGGGGGACCAAGACUUGGAGUGGUUUUUCCGGCGGGAGAAUGUUACGCAUGAAAUUUAAUCUAUUUAGAUAAAUGACGAAAAAACGACAGCGCGCGCACGUAAAGCGCCGCAACCCUUGCAGCAACUUGAGAGACUGCGACACACAUGAAAAACAUGCAAAAACCUAAAGCAGUGGCAUUCUUUGGCGCGUCGCAUUCAUUAGGAGGCCCUUGGUCUGGUGAGAAACUUCCCUGGGGCUUAUUCAUCGCCAUCAACAUGCGCCACAGUCAGAGACCGCGAGAGUGGCACUGCUUUAGGUUUAGCUUUCACGAUUUGGCUUCCGUUCAAUAUUAUAUUUGAGCUUCAUCAUGCAACAAAGUCAGCCACUCUUAGUCUUAGAGGAGAGCUCCACUAGUACUCCUUUCGCGUUCUUUUCCUCCCUCAGAAUUCAUUUCAAGAAUGAACGCGGAGAAGCGCAGCAGCGCUUCUGGCAGCAACGGUUUCGUAGAGGAAGGCGCGUCGCCGUGCAUUAGUCUAAAACGUCUUGGCUCGCCAUCAUCUGAAUCUGAUCCGCAGAAGCCAACGGCGACGGCCGAGAGUGCAGCACCCCCUCCCCCUGGUCAUGGUGAUCCAAAUCUAGAGCGAGAGCAAGGACUCGAUCAACAUCAAUAUGAAGAAGCUGCUGCACAACAAGAACAUGAUAACCACGAAAUACCUGAGGAUGAGGCUGCCACUGGGGGGUCUGAGGAGGCGGGGGGCUAUGCUGCCUCAGUAAAACAAGACGUGGAAGCGGGUGAUCAUGAACUACAAAGCAAUGAAAAUAAGCUCGCAGCUGCGGCCGCAGGAGACGAUGAUGUCGGAAAGGCAGGUGAGGGCACAGAAGCGGCUAGGCAAAAUUCAGAAACGGUUGAUCCACACGACGUGAUCUCUCAACAAAUUGCGGGCCUUCGGCUCCGGAAGUACCUCCGCCGUCUGCUCAAACAAGUACUUUCCGACGGCACGUCGAUGAUCAAGAGCGUAGUAGAUAAGGAGAUCACCAGUACCAAGAUGGACACGCAAUUCGACUCAAAAGAGACGCUCUUUAGACGGCAUCAUCGAGAUCAGCCGCUGCCGCGACCUAUGGGUGACGGCGACCCAGCUGUUGCAGAGUUCGGUGUACAUGAUCUUGACGACGAUGGCGACGACUUUGAUACUGAGAGUUUUGAAGAACCCAAGUGAUUCAUCACUUCUUUCAUUGCAGACGCAGAGAAUAGGAAAGGACCGAAGCGGCAGCCGUAUACGUACGUGCUCCCGUUGUAAUCAGAUUGGUUGUGGUACCGGUCCACGAGGACGACACUGCGACCAC